Macroventuria anomochaeta is the source of this 1159-nucleotide messenger RNA. RefSeq lists its product as uncharacterized. The transcript has a single exon. The record is from RefSeq and is a predicted model, not a curated record. Lineage: Eukaryota; Fungi; Ascomycota; Dothideomycetes; Pleosporales; Didymellaceae. The coding region runs from base 322 to 777 and encodes 151 amino acids.
UAUCACUGGAAGGUAGACAUGUUGGUCUUGUGCAACUCUUGGCUUAAGACCAAGGCUAAUAUAGCAGUGAUAUCAUCCCAAGCGCCAUACCCGUCUACCUUGCAUGCAGGCACUUUACCCGCUCACACACCAGUUUAUUGUACGGUGUCCUAGUUCGACGUUCUGAACACUACAUAGCACCAUCUGUUUCAUCUCCAGCCUUACUGUCAUACUGCUGAAACAUCGCAAAUAAGGGUCUCGUCGCUACCGCCCGCCCCGUCACACAGUUCCACGUGACUUAGCAUAUCUUCCGCAACAUCGGACCGAUUCAGCUCAAGCGAGAUGACCCCUCCAAACAUUCCACUUGUGUACCGUGCGUGGCACCUCUGGAUCGAGCCCGCAAUGGCGCUCAAUGGCGCUCGAUACCUCUGGUCCCAGCCAGAUACCUACCACGAGUUCUUGCCUGUUACGGCGACAUGGAGUCCCAAGUCGCAAAUCAUUUACGACCAGCUCGCAGCGACCUACAUGCUGUUCGCAUUCAACCAGGCUGUCACGCUUAGAGCAGUGCACAAUGUGUACGUUUGGAAGGUGAUGCUCUUUGGUAUGGCACUGUGCGAUGCCGGGUACAUGUACUCGGUUUGGGCGGAGAUGGGUACGAAGGAGAUGUUUACACCAGGAAAUUGGAGACCUCAUGAUUGGGUGACGAUGGUAUCGACCGUAGGCCCAUUCUUCCUGAGGCUCGCCUUUGUACUUGGUGUGGGCCUGGGGGGUGGCCAGAGAGGAAGGAAGAGGGCUUGAGUCUGGCGGUCUGAAUGUCCUGCUAUUGGCGACAAGUCUUUGCGUAGUCCUGUAGAUAAGGCGAGAGAUGCAUCUCCCACACUGGUUCAUGUCGGAAUUAUCUUCUCCCUGGACCAAGCGUUCGUCUGGCUGGUGCGCUCUCCACGUAGAUCUCCACAUAUCUUCCGGUUGAACCAUCCGUUUUGCACCGAAUUUUGAGACCGCCGUCGCCCUCUACUUCGUACGUGGGUUCGUCGUCCGAAGCGUAAUAUCUGUCGAACAGGAAGACAUUGGCGACCUGCAUGUUUGCUUCUUGUAAGCUCUCGUACGCUCCUACCACAUCCUUCGAGCUAUCCAUAUAAUCGCUUUUAGUAUCUGUGAUGAUUUCCCACACAGUACCUGG